AGUUGUAGAAAGAAAUUAUCUAAAUCGCCAAUGAAAGAAAUAUCGGAUUAUUUCGAGAAAACCAAGAAACCAUCGUUAACAGACUUUUUACUAUACAGGCGACAGCAACAUGAUUUCUCAUACGACAAAGCAAAGGAACAUUUGAUAUACAGAAUAUCUUUAGAAACAUUAUGUGUUGAUAACGCGUGGGCUAAAAACCUUUUAGACAAUUUCGAUGUUAA
Racocetra persica is the source of this 221-nucleotide messenger RNA. NCBI's taxonomy places the organism in Eukaryota, Fungi, Glomeromycota, Glomeromycetes, Diversisporales, Gigasporaceae. The record is from the annotation of a GenBank genome assembly.